AAUGCCUUGAACGAUACUCCCGAGCGAGCAGCGUGGGGACGACCGCUGGAAUUCAUAUUGGCAUGUCUAGGAUACGCCGUCGGACUUGGGAAUGUCUGGCGAUUCCCUUACCUGUGCUACAGAAAUGGUGGAGGUGCAUUUUUGAUCCCGUUUUUCUUGAUGUUGGUCCUAAUUGGACUUCCAAUAUUCUACCUUGAGCUGUAUAUUGGACAAUACACAGCAUUGGGGCCAAUCAAGGCUUUUAGUUCGAUUGGUCCUUUCUUCAGCGGCGUUGGUUACUGCACAUUGGUUGUGAUCAGUAUUAUAUCAAUAUAUUUCAUGAUCAUCAUCGCUUGGACUAGUUUUUAUACAUUCGUGUCAAUUGGCGGUCAACUUGGUUGGGGAUCCUGUGACAAUGUGUAUAACACUGACUUUUGUUACAGUGGUUCAUACGAUAAGGAGUGCAGAAUGAAUAACACAGGAGAAUCUUCAGAUCUGACGUAUUAUUUACGAAAGUGCAUGAGCAUUGAUGAAAUAUGUAGAAUGACAGGAUUCGAAUCAUAUGAUGGAAAAUAUUGCUGGAACGGAAAUGAAACAGUUCCUUGGUACACGAACGUUACCAGAAGACUGGCUUCCGAAGAGUACUACAAUGAACGUGUAUUAGGACGCGGUGAUUCCACAUGGGAGAAUUGGGGAACUAUUCAGUGGCACAUAGUUGGAUGUCUUUUCUUUUCUUGGUUUGUGGCAUUCCUAUGUGUUAUAAAGGGGGUACAGUCAGCGGGAAAAGUAGUAUAUUUCACGGCUCUAUUCCCAUACGUGAUGUUAACAGCUUUAUUAAUCAGGGGUGUGACGCUGGAAGGAGCUGCAGAAGGUAUAAUGUUCUACCUAUCCCCUAAUUGGAGUACGCUAUUGGAAGCUCGAGUCUGGGGAGAUGCAGCUUCCCAGAUUUUCUAUUCCUUCGGAGUCGCUUGCGGCUCCCUGGUCACCUUGGCAUCGUAUAACAAGUUCAACAAUAACUGUCAUUUCGACGCCGUAUUUGUCAGCUGUACAAACUUUCUGACAUCAAUAUACGCGGGUUUCGCCAUAUUUUCCGUCCUCGGUUUCCAAGCUCAGAUGAUGGGAGUCAGCGUUGAUGACGUGGCUGAACAAGGACCGGGCUUGGCAUUCGUGGCGUACCCUGAAGCAAUUCUCCAGAUGCCGAUACCACAACUCUGGUCAAUUCUUUUCUUCUUCAUGCUUUUCAUUCUUGGUCUUGGCAGCCAGUUCGCUGGCAUCGAAGCGAUAAACACUGCUAUUGUUGAUCAAUGGCCUCAGCUCAGGAAGAGAUAUUGGAUGGUAACAGCUGCCACGUGUUUCACGUUUUUCAUCCUCGGUCUGCCAAUGUGCUUCAGUGGAGGCGUUUAUUUAUUUACGCUACUGGAUUGGAAUACCGCGUCAUGGGCUAUUCUACUUAUUGGAAUUGCUGAGACCACAGCGGUGUCUUGGAGCUACGGUAUUAACCGCGCUAUGCGAGACUUGGCUUCUAUGGAUAUGAAACUCAAUAAAGUGUUGAGAUUUUACUGGAAGGCUGCCUGGACGUUUACCGUACCUGUUGCGAGUUUUGGUAUUUUAGUGUUCGUUUUCUCCGCUUGGUCCCCGCCAUCUUAUGAGGAUUACCUAUUCCCGCUAUUCGCUGAUCUACUCGGGUGGGCUGUUGGUUUUUCUACGUUGAUUUUAUUCCCUGUCGGAGUAUGUUGGGCUCUUUAUAAAGGAUAUAGGGGCAAAGAACUGUUUACGCCGACACCUGUAUGGCAGCCAGCUGUCAAAUCGCUUGAACCCUUGAACUCCGGUUCCAAUAUUGUCGAUGAUCCUGAGCGUGCAGGACACGAAAAUAUUGCAUAUAUGUAGUUAUAAAAUGAGAAU
This is a messenger RNA of Vanessa tameamea, 1881 nucleotides long. RefSeq names its product sodium- and chloride-dependent glycine transporter 2-like. The coding region runs from base 160 to 1866 and encodes 568 amino acids. The transcript has 11 exons. The record is from RefSeq and is a predicted model, not a curated record. Gene Ontology annotation, cellular component: plasma membrane. Lineage: Eukaryota; Metazoa; Arthropoda; Insecta; Lepidoptera; Nymphalidae. Gene Ontology annotation, biological process: sodium ion transmembrane transport.